Messenger RNA from Engraulis encrasicolus (European anchovy), 3612 nucleotides. RefSeq names its product docking protein 7b (gene dok7b). Gene Ontology annotation, biological process: neuromuscular junction development; positive regulation of protein tyrosine kinase activity. Gene Ontology annotation, molecular function: protein kinase binding. The record is from RefSeq and is a predicted model, not a curated record. Bases 46 to 2535 code for a protein of 829 amino acids. The transcript has 15 exons. NCBI's taxonomy places the organism in Eukaryota, Metazoa, Chordata, Actinopteri, Clupeiformes, Engraulidae.
GUAGCGCCGCUGACCGCACACAGCUGCUCGGAAUCAUGACAGAAGAUGACGGAUACCGUUGUCGUGGAGGGCCAAGUUAAACUUCGAGAUGGAAAGAAGUGGAGGAACAGAUGGGUCGUUUUGAGGAAACCGUCUCCAGUCGCAGACUGUCUGUCUCUUCUGGUGUACAAGGACAAGGCUGAGAGGCACAAGGGUCACCGUGAGCGCAGCUGCCUCACACUGGGGGACAUCUGCGGCCUGGAACCCGGCCUGAGCUACGAAGGGGUGGGCUACACGCUAGCCAUCGUCAGCCUCACACAGUCAGUGCUGUUGGGCUUCGACAGGCGGGAAAACCUCCUCGCCUGGGACUUGCGGAUCCGCUACAGCCUGGGAGAAGCCCACAGGUUCAAUGUGCAUGUCCUCCCAGGGACAAAGCUAGACAGUGGACCAGCCACACUACAUUUGUGCAACAACCUGCUCGUCAUCACCAGGGACCUCCCACCUGUUGUUGCUGGCCAAUGGAAACUGUCUGAUCUGCGACGCUACGGAGCAGUGCCCAAUGGCUUCGUGUUUGAGGGCGGGACACGUUGUGGCUCCUGGGCUGGAGUUUUCUUUCUUGCCUGUGCAGAAGGAGAGCAAAUUAGUUUUCUGUUUGACUGCAUCGUUCGAGGCAUCUCUCCUAGCAGGAGUCCAUUUGGAUUGCGGCCUGUGCUGCCAGAUGCCAGCAGCAGCAGCAGCAGCAAACAGUGUUCCUCUGAGGAGCGCAUCCAGCAGGAGGCCAUCGAGCUGGAGAAACGCCUCAGCAGACUGUCCACCUGCAGUCGCCAAAGUAGCACAGCCUCCACCUGCAGCUACAGCACGUCCACGGCGGGCGAUGACUGCAGCAUGUCCAGCUCCUCCUCGGAGGCCAGCCACUCGGACGCCAGCCUGGGGAGCCGCCUGACGCUCUGGGCCGAGCCUUCCAAAUGCCCCACGCCGUCGGGCCUCUCCUCGUCCGGCGCUGUCUCGCGCAUGUCCACGCCCAUCCCGAGACGCACGCUCACGCCGUCGCUGAGCGCGGACGACCAUCUUUACGCCGCCGUCAUGAGCGGGACGGUGGGCCCUGCCCCUCCUCUGCGCCCCUCCUCCUCCACCUCCUCGUUCCGGCUGGAGCGCGCGCGUGGGCUGCAGGACGCCGGGCGCCAGAGCUCCACGGACAGCGGCAUCGCCACCACCGGCAGCCACUCUUCCUACUCCGGAAGCUUCUCCUCGUAUACGGGCAGCCUGGAUAUGGCCACAGGCGAGGCCGAGGACUUUGGCUCGUUGCUCAGCCUGCCGUCCACCCCCAGUCUUGCCCCCACCAUUACCAGCCUGAGCCACACUGCCCUGGAGCCCAUCUCAAGCCCCUGCUCCUACUCCUGCCCCGUCCCCACCCCUAUCAGGCCCGCGCCCACCCCCGUACCCUGCUCCCUAAGUGGCUCGGAGUACCAGGUGCCCCCCUCACCUGGGGAGCUAGAGCAGCCCCAUCAGCAGCCACCACAGCUGCGGGACCUGCCCUGCUACGACACCCCGAGGCGCCUCCUGGUGGCCCAGGGCGCACCCACAACAGACUCGGGAGCAGCACUCAGCACGUCAUCUGGUUCUCAGGACAGAAUGCCAGGGCUACAGGAGACCCUGAGUGAACCCAGACAGUCCCUAUCCAGUCCACCGGCCCCUGAGGCAAGCAGUAAGUCUUCCAUGCUGUCCUUGGCUGGCUCGUUGAAGAGCCUCUUGUCCCCUCCACAAACGCCCCCACCUACUGUCCCAAACACGUGCCCAGUGUGCAGAACAGCAAAGUGCAACCAUCUAUUUGAUACUACCUACAUCACACCGGAGCAGUGGUUGUCAGCUAGGAAAAAGUGUUUCACACAGACCACACCUUCAUCACAACACAGCAGUUUACCUCCAUCAUCUUCACACGUGGAAAGGAUCCCAGGACAAAUGCCGGCACUCUCUUCAUCUGCUGCUGAGUAUCUGGCUAACCUCCAACUGGCUCAAGGAACUCCAGAGCUGGAUGAUCGGGGUCGCUACGAGCUGAUGGGCAGCUACGCUCAGCUCCAGAGAACCUCCAGGGACUCUGAAGCAAGUUUUCUAGUGAGGUCUCCGUUUUUCAUCAGCCCCCCGAGGCUCCAUCGGCAGGCCUCCGUGAGCGCGGAGGCAAAGGGAAACUACGAGCGGAUGGCCUUAACCUCAGAGGUGCAGCCGAAGACUGACCCCCCAUCUGGAGAAUGUGGUGCAGCAUUGCCAGCCCCGAUGGACUCCAGAAUGUCACCAUUUGACAGGUUUCUUGGGGACAAUGUCAACUACGUGAACAUCCCAAUCAGCCCAGCGGCGAGGAGACAGAUCCACUACAUGGAGCUCGACCUGCCAGAUCUGCCGGACACAGCCGCUGCUGUCAGAGGAGGGGGCUCCACUAAAUACGCCCAGAUUGAUAUCGCUGCCACGGAGGCGGCCCAGAGAGUGGGCGCACAGCACGCGCAGGGCCGAGAGGAACGCCUGCAGGAACUGGAGCAGAGGAAGAGAGGGACGAACAACUAAGACACUUGCCCUCAGAGAGACAGUCACGCACACACACAGACGCACGCACACACUCAUACACUAAGAAAUGUUCCGCUUUCAUUUUCGGACAAGGUUCAGAUUGUAGGUUCUUGGACACUGCACAGGUACAAUUGUGUAGUUUGAGACGCAUUCACAGCAUGCUUCAAGUAAUCCAUAGCACAGUAAACAACACUGGAUGAAGUUGUUGCAUGAAUGACAGUUCACAAGUUCAGUCCUCGGUCAGUUACAUUUUAACCCUGAUUUUGAUAUGCGUUACACAUUUGAGAAGUAUGUGUAAAACAUUCAUAAGCUAAGCUUGUAAAAAAAACGUGUUUAAGACCCUUGCCUGCCUGUGGACAUGCGCUCAGGCAGGUGGUAAUGGCGUGGUAAUGAGAGAUUCUCAUCAGUAGGCUUCGUUGAGACAGUAUUGGCACCGAGAUGCUGGUUUUCAAAUUACCACCUGGCCUGCAGGCAAGCUCAGCCUUCAGAUUGCAGAUGUCACUGAACUGCCCUCAUAUGUGAGCUCUUGCGUUACCCAAGCUUUACAAGACCCGCUUUAGCCUUGAACAGAACUGUGUUUGUACUUCAAGGAUAUGCAUGAUCACAUGCUUGUACUUUGCAAUAAUCACAGCUGAGCAGUAGUGUUGAAAUCUGUGUAUGUUCUCGCGAGUAUGUGUGAAGGGUGAAGGAUUAUGCUGCAUUCAUACUUUUUAUACAGUUAAAACAUAAAGCAUUGUCAUAUAUGCAGUUGCAUGGACUGAAGCAAUACUCCUUUAUAUCAUAUUUUCCAUUUAUAUUUCAAAGUGUGUGCUUUGAGCAGGAUUUAUAUUUUAUGACAUGGAUUCCAAUGUUUAUUGUUAUUAAUAAUUAAUUACCUGACAAGGAUGAAUGACUGACUAGGUUGUUUAUGUGAGGAUGGGGCCUAUACAGCGUAUGCGGACUGCUUCUUAUAUGACCAAUGCUGACUUCGACGAUUUAUUGGUUCAAAGUUGUACAGAGGAAACUUGGAAGCUGUAUAUUUACCUGACUAUAUUGUCACAUUAUUUGUAUUGUAUUAAAAGAUUAUUUAUCUAUUUG